AUGACCGCCCCGCUGGUGGGUGUGACCCCCAUCUUCGCCCUCAGCUUCUUCGGCUACGACAUGGGCUGCAAGAUGCAGACCCCGGCCGGCCCGAACGGCUCGCUCUCCCUGCUGCAGUACGGCAUUGGUGGUGCGGUGUCCGGUGUCUUCUCCACCGCCAUCAUGGGCCCCGGCGAGCGCAUCAAGUGCCUGCUCCAGGAGGCGGCGGCGGGGGCACGCGUGCGGGGCACCGGGUGA
Fonticula alba is the source of this 237-nucleotide messenger RNA. RefSeq names its product solute carrier family 25, member 46. NCBI's taxonomy places the organism in Eukaryota, Rotosphaerida, Fonticulaceae. The record is from RefSeq and is a predicted model, not a curated record. The coding region runs from base 1 to 237 and encodes 78 amino acids. The transcript is spliced from 3 exons.